AUGGAGGGGGGCGUGCGGCUGCGCGCGGGGGCCUCCAAGCGGGACGUCCGGGAGAAGGUGUGGGACUACCUGGAGGCCAGCGGCCUGGCCGAUUUCCCGCGGCCGGUGCACCGCCGCAUCCCCAACUUCAAGGGAUCUCACCAGGCUUGCUGCUCUAUUAAAGAGCUGGAUGUGUUCAACAGAGCACGUGAGAUUAAAGUGGAUCCUGACAAACCUCUAGAAGGUGUUCGGCUAGCUGCGCUGCAGGCAAGGAAGACUUUGUUGGUUCCCACACCACGUCUGAGAACUGGGCUGUUCAAUAAGAUUGUUCCACCUUCAGGUGCAACUAAGGAGAUCCUGCGAAUAUGUGCUACGUCUCAAGGUAUAAAAGAAUACAGUGUGCCUGUAGGUCUUGAUGGGAAAGCACGAGUGGACUUGGUUGUUGUAGGAUCAGUGGCUGUCUCUGAAAAAGGCUGGAGAAUUGGAAAAGGGGAAGGUUAUGCAGACAUGGAAUAUGCAAUGAUGGUGUCAAUGGGUGCAGUGCAGGAGGAUACACCUGUAGUUACUAUUGUGCAUGACUGUCAGGUGGUUGACAUAGCAGAAGAGCUUCUUGAUGAUCAUGAUUUAACUGUGGAUUAUAUACUCACUCCAACAAGAACUAUCAAGACUAAUUGCAAACGACCGAAACCUCAGGGAAUAAUAUGGCAUAAGGUCAGCUAUGAGAUGCUGGGAAAAAUUCCCAUCCUGAAGAGUCUUCGAUACAGAGAGAAGCAGACUGGCAAGGAUGUUACCCUCCUAGGUGAACAUUCGGACUUGGCAAAUGCCAACACACCAGCGGCGUUAAAUGAGAAGGCGAUGGCUGAAAAUACAAGACCGCAGGAUGCUACGGGCUCAGCUCAAAUAGGACAACAUUAUGUUGAAAGUGAUUCUUUAAGUCCCAGAUUAGAGGGAUCUGGCAUGAUUACUACUGUGUAUGUGGGGAACAUACCUCCCAGCGUAAGAGUGAGCGAGCUGAAAUGUGCUUUGAGGGAAUUCCACGCAGCUCCUUUACGACUGAAUUGGCAAGGAGCGCAGCACAGGGCUUUUCUUGAUUACAAGGAUAAAGCAACCGCAGAGUGCGCUGUAUCCUCUUUGAAAGGCUUGAGCCUCGGGGGUAAUACUUUGCGAGUUGAGCUGGCCAAGAAUCAGAGAAACAAAGGGCAAGUAGAAAUCAAUAGUCAGAAAUGAAUAUGAAUAGAGGAAAAAUAUAUGCAUGUUUUCAUUGUUUUGUGAGAAGCCAACCUAAAUUUUCAAGGAUAUUAGUAUAUCCUCUGAUUUCUGCAGGCUAAACAACGAAGUGUGAAGCCAACUUUUCAAACAAAUGAGGCAUACAUCUCACAGCUGACUUGCCGGCCUCAUUCUUGCAGUUGUACAUGCACAGUCUAUUUGUCAAGACAGAUGACAGAGGGCCCAUUUCUCUAAACAGUUAUCCACAAAGUACCCACACUCUGUGUAUUUGGUUUUCAUUGGCCGUGGGUUGAGUUGCUGUUCGGUGUGUACAUUUGUUAGGCCUGGAUCAAAAACCUGCCCCUUGGUAGCUGUGUGCAGCCACAUGUAGCGAGGUGGUUAUGUUCUGUCAUCUAAAGGUUGUACCUUCAAAUUUGUACUCGUGAGCUUAAAAGCCAGCUGCAGAAAAUCUGUCUUAAGGGUUACAAUUCUGUUUACUAAAAAAUGGGGUUUGUCUGUUGGGAGUUUUCAGCAUAUUUUUCAUAAAAAUGGCCGGGGGGAGAGAUUGCCCUUUUUGUGCUCUUGAAGAACGGCUGUGGAAACACUGUCUUAGCCACUGAGUUCUAGUAAUAGCUGUUAACAUCAGGUGGAAGAGAUGGUAGCCCCUUUCUCAGCUUUGUUUUGUUAAUUCAGCCCUUUGUAAACCUUACAUUUCUUAUUUCGGUCUGGCAGAGGAAAGUGAAGACCAGUUUUCUCCUCUGCUUUUCCCCAGCACACUUCAGGUGCCUUUUUUGUGGAUGCAGAUAAUUAUGAAAUAGAUGCGUUUCCUGAUUGUCUUGUCUCUUA
Gymnogyps californianus (California condor) is the source of this 2031-nucleotide messenger RNA. RefSeq names its product methenyltetrahydrofolate synthetase domain containing (gene MTHFSD). NCBI's taxonomy places the organism in Eukaryota, Metazoa, Chordata, Aves, Accipitriformes, Cathartidae. Gene Ontology annotation, molecular function: RNA binding. Gene Ontology annotation, cellular component: cytoplasm. The transcript is spliced from 8 exons. The record is from RefSeq and is a predicted model, not a curated record. Bases 1 to 1206 code for a protein of 401 amino acids.